UCUGAUUCGUUGAAAUUUGAUUAAUGAUAUUUUCAAAUAAUUGAAAUUCCUCCAAUCAGAUGUAGGGAAUUUUUUGUGUUCAAUCAUUUGAACGAAUUAUUUUUUGAAAUGUCGGAGUGUACUGACUAAAAGACAAAUUGGUUAACCAAGUUUUCUUUAAUUAAUGGAACAUUAAUUUUGACAUUCGAUUGUAAAUCAUUUUGUUUAUUUGAAUUGAAAGAAAAUCAAAAAUGUCUCGAAUACGUCAACUGUCUAUAUGUGGUGUUCGAAAUUUUGACGAUCAAGAACAAGCCAGAAUACGUUUUGGUCGUCCUUUGACACUUAUUCUUGGUGCAAAUGGUACUGGAAAAACAACAUUGAUAGAAUCAUUAAAAUUUGCCACAACCGGUGAUUUUCCACCAGGCUCUGAUAGAGGAAAAUCAUUUAUUCAUGAUAAAAGAUCGGUAGAAUUUCGUUUAGUUAAAGGUUGUGUCAAAGCUGAAUUUGUAAGUGCUAAUGGAAAUACUUAUACGAUAAGUAGAGUGAUUGAAUGUGUACGUAACAAUUCAGGAUCCAAAUUCAAAACGGUAGACAAUACACUAAGUAGAAAAGAAAAGGGAGCAAGCAAAGCGGUUUCAAUAACAAACCGAUGUAUUGAUAUAAACACCGAAGUAGUAACUGCAAUGGGUGUUUCCAAAGCGAUCUUGAAUUAUGUGAUAUUUUGUCAUCAAGAAGAAUUUAGUUGGCCAUUGGAUGAUGGAAAGAAAUUAAAGGAAAAGUUUGAUGAGAUAUUUGAAAGUGUGAGAUUCAACAAAGCACUUGAGAAUUAUUUGAAAUGUAUUAAAAAUUUGGAACAAAAUAUACGCAUAUUGAAAGUAGAAAAAGAUUCAUUUAAAAAUGUUGUCAAUGAAGUUGAAGACAAAGAGAAAAAACGUCAAAAUACUAAAGACAGAUUAGAAGAGGCUACGAAUGAAAUAACUGCAAUUGAUAAAGAACUUGAGACUGUAAUUGAACAAAUUCAAGAAUUAGAACAAAUAGAUGCAAAGUAUAAAGCAUUAAUGGAUGAAAAAGACAAAAAGAAAUUCGAAUAUGAUAUGAACAAAAAACAAAUUGAAUCAUUGCAAGAAAAUAUACAACUUUUUAAAGGAACCAUGAGAGAAUUAUCUAAUCAAUUAGAAUUAUACGACAAUAGUUUAGCAGAGAAAGCUGCUGAAAUAACACAGGUAGAAGAAAAAUUGCAACGAAUUUCAUCGAAUGAAACUAAGAUAACAAAUGCAGUAACGGAGAAGAAAAUUUCUGUUGGUACAUUGAAAGAAAAAUUGCAAGAUCAAGAGAAAAAAAUAGCUCAUCGUAAUAAAACACUUAAUGAUAUGUUAUCCAAAUGGAAUAUGAAAACUGUAAUUGAUGCAGAUUCGUCCAAUACUGAAGAUCUUGUUAAAAAGCUUGAAGACAAAGUAGAAAAUCUCAAACAAGUGGCAGAGGUUAAAAGACAAAAACGAAAUAUGGCAGAGGAAAAACUUCAGAAAGAAGUUGAUGUAUUACGUUCUGAACAUUCGAAAAUAGAAUCAGAGAUAAAUAUUAAAAAUAAUGAAGUUAUUGAAAUCAAAAAUCAAGUGGAAAGUGUUCAAAAUGAAAUUUCUAUGAUUGGAGCUUCUGCUAAUAAAUUAAAUUCUUUAAAAGAAAAUGUUGCACUUGUGAAUAAAACAAUUGAAGAUCUUUCCAAAUCUUGUGAUAGUACUUCACUCAAUGAUCAGAUAAAUGCUGAAAUGUCUUCAAGAGAUUCAAUGGAAACUGAGAUAAAUACUUUAGACGAGGAGAUAGAAGUUUUACACAAACAUGCUACGUUACAAGCUGAAAUAUCAUUACACAAAUCGACAAUGAAAGCAAAGGAAGAAGAAAUACAGUGUUUUAAAAAGAAACAUGAAGAUGCAAUUAAAAUGUUGCUUGAAACUAAUGAAUUACCUCAUACCAAAUUAAAAGAUAAAUUGGUUCCUGCACAAAAGAAAUUAAUGGAUCGUAUAAAAACAAUAAGUAGUGAUAUACAAACAGAGCAACAAAAAUUAAUAAGUUUGAAAACAACAUUGAAAUGUAAUAAAGAAGAACUUGAAAAGAAAAUUUCAGAAUUGGAUUCUAAUAAACAGAAAGUAUCUUCUAUUUGUUAUUAUAAAGAUUUUGACGAAAUAUUAUUGUUACAAUCGAAAAGAGUAAAAGAUCUUCAAGAUAAAAGAGGAAUGCACGCGUAUCAAAAUACAGCUUAUAAAGAAUACAUGAAACAAUUCAAAGAACAAGAUCCUUGUUGUCCUUUGUGCCAUAGAAAUUUUGAUAAAUCAUAUAAUAUAGAUAAUUUGAUCAAAGAAAUGGAAGAAGAAAUUGAAAAUCAGCCAGUGAUUCUUAAACGUUGCGAAAAUGAAUUGAAAGCUCAACAAAAUAAAUAUGACAAUAUGUUACAAUUGAAACCAAUUAUUGAAAAGAUAAAUGUCGUUGAAGAAAUUGAAUUACCUCUAUUAGAAGAUAGUUUACAAAGUACAGAAGAACAAAUAAAAAAACAUGAAACAAGUAUAGAAGAGAAAGAAAAAUUAAAAUCUAUUCCUGAAGAUAUUUUGAAUAAAUCGAAAAAUUUAUUCGAAGAUAUUAUGCUUUGGGAUCGAUUGAUAGAUGAGACGAAUAAUCUUAAAGAAAAAAUACGUAAUAUUGAAAAUGUCGUGUCUAAAACAGGAACUAAAAGUACCAGAACUGUUUCCGAAGCACAAGCUCGUAGAAAUUCAUUGAAAGUUUCUUUAAAAGAUACUCGCAACAAAAUACAACGAUUACAAUCAGAAUUAAAUACAUAUAAAGAAAAAUAUCAACAUGCUUGUGAAAAACGAAACACGUUAUAUGAACAACAAUUGAAAAUAGAAUCAAAUAUGAAAAAUUUGGGUAAUCUUGAAAGUAAAAAAGAGGAUUUAAAUUUACGACAAACUACGUUAAAAGAAUCAGUGCAAAAAUUACGAGAUAAUUUGUUGACUGCAGAUAAUAAUUUAGAAAUAGCUGUUUCUCAGUUGGAUCAAUUAAAAAAAGAAAAUUGGGAAAAAGAAAAGGUGGAUAGAACGGCAAUUACAGAUGGAGAAAGACAAUUAUUUGAAUUAAAUAAAAUUCAGAAUGAAGUUAAUGCAUUUGAUAAUUGCAAUAUUCCUGAUACAUUAGCAAAAUUGGAACUUGAAAUACAAGCAUUUGAAAAAACAAUGAAUGAAAAUACUACGAAGAAACAAAAGUUAGAAGCACAGUUAAAAGAUUUGAAGGAUGCUAUUAGUCAACAAGAAACACGUAAAAGAGAUUUGAGUGAUAAUCUUGAAUUGAGAAAACUUCAAUUUACUGCAGAGGAAUUACAGCAACAAUAUCAAAGCUUGAAUGAAAAGAUUGAAAAUAUGAAUCGCAAAGAAAUGAUUGAAAAUUGGAAAAAGUAUCAAAGUCGUGAACAAAUUUUAUCACAGAAGAAAAAUGUAGCUAUAGGAAAACAAGAAGAAUUACAAAACUUGUUGUUGCAAUAUAAUGAAGAACUUAAAAAGGAGUGUUAUAGAUUAGCUCGUAAAAAUUACAUGGAAAAAUGUAUUGAGUUAACGAUACAAAAUGAAGUAAUAGCAGAUUUAAGAAAAUAUUGCAAAGUAUUAGAUGCUGCAAUGAUGAAAUAUCACAAAGAACGUAUGGAGAGUGUAAAUAAAAUAAUUAAAACUCUGUGGAAUGCUAUAUACAUUGGUAAUGAUACAACUUGUAUAGAAAUUCGUACAAAUGAUACAAUAGGUACAGGAUCUGCUGCACGUAGAUCUUACAAUUAUAAAUUAGUUCAAAUGAAGAAUGGAAUGGAAAUGGAUAUGCGAGGACGGUGUAGUGCAGGACAAAAAGUUUUAGCAUCAAUCAUUAUAAGACUUGCAUUAGCUGAAACUUUUUGCAAAGAUUGUGGAGUUCUUGCGCUUGAUGAGCCAACUACAAAUUUAGAUGAAGAAAAUGCAAAUAGUUUAGCAAAUGCUCUUAAUAUGAUUGUAAAGUCUAGAUCUCGAUAUCAAAAGAAUUUCCAAUUAAUUGUGAUUAGUCACGAUGAAAAAUUUUUAGUUAAACUUUCUCAAUUAAAUAAUAGCUGUGGCUAUUAUGAACUUUAUCGUAAAGAGAAUGGUCUAUCAUCAGUUCGAUUUCGCGAAACAGGAUCAAAUCCUGUUAGUGAUCUGCAUUUUAAAUUAGAUUAUCAGACAUCUGAGGACGAGGAACGUGAUAACUCCGAACAGCUAAGAGCUAAAAAAAGAACUUAUGUUAAUAUCAGAGACAAUAAUGAUGAUGAUGAUGAUGAUGAUGAUAAUGAAAGAAACGAAAAUGAAAACAGACCACAAAAGAAACGAUUUGUUUGUAAUUUCUAAAAAUGAAAAAUUGAUGAAAUAUCUUCUUGUAACUUUAUUUGUAUUACAUAUUUAUAAUAUGUAUUUAAUCAUAUAUAUU
Polistes dominula (European paper wasp) is the source of this 4443-nucleotide messenger RNA. RefSeq names its product DNA repair protein rad50 (gene rad50). Gene Ontology annotation, molecular function: G-quadruplex DNA binding; double-stranded telomeric DNA binding; single-stranded telomeric DNA binding. Gene Ontology annotation, biological process: telomere maintenance via telomerase; telomere maintenance via recombination; chromosome organization involved in meiotic cell cycle. Gene Ontology annotation, cellular component: condensed nuclear chromosome; Mre11 complex; nucleus. The record is from RefSeq and is a predicted model, not a curated record. NCBI's taxonomy places the organism in Eukaryota, Metazoa, Arthropoda, Insecta, Hymenoptera, Vespidae.